UCUGUUGAAGGCAAAGAUAUAUCCGCCUAGUCUUAGCAAACACAACAAUAUAAUAUGGCUUUCAGUAAUCGUACCAAGCCUCAUGCUGUUUGUAUACCAGCUCCGGAUCAAAGCCACAUCAAGGCUAUUCUUAAAUUAGCCAGAGCCCUCCAUCACAGAGGCUUUCACAUAACCUUUGUCAACACAGAGUUCAACCACAAGCGAUUUCUUAAAUCUCAAGGACCCAACUCCCUCAAUGGCUUACCUGAUUUUCGCUUUGAAGCUAUCCCGGAUGGCAUUCCAGAAUCAGGUGAAGAUGCCACCCAAGAGAUCACUUUGGUUUCUGAAUCCAUCAGAAAUCAUCUUUUGGCUCCAUUUCGUGACCUCCUGAUAAAACUCAACAGUACUAGUAGUCCCGUGACCUGCAUUGUUUCGGAUGGUUUAUUGUCCUGCUUUACCACCACGGCUUCAGAAGAACUUGGAAUCCCUAUUGUAUUGUUCUACACUGUUUCUGCUUGCAGCUUCAUGGGAUUCAGGAAAUUCCGAACUUUGCUUGAGAAAGGACUCGUACCACUCAAAGAUGAGACCUGUUUGACAAAUGGGUUUCUGGACAACGUUAUAGAAUGGAUUCCAGGAAAGAAAGAUAUGCAUUUAAGGGAUCUCCCAUCCUUUUGUCGAACUACAGAUCCAAAUGACAUCGUGUUCAACACUGCCAUGGAAGCAACUGAAAAAGCAAAUAAAGCUUCAGCCGUUGUUCUUCACACAUUUGAUGCUUUGGAAAAAGACGUUUUGGAAGCUCUCUCCUCAUCUAUUUCUCCACCCAUUUAUGCAAUUGGUCCUCUCCAAUUGCUUCUCAAUCAAAUACCAGAAGACCCUUUAAAGCUUAUAUACAGUCUUUGGAAAGAAGAAACAGACUGUCUCCAAUGGCUAAACUCCAAGGCACAAAACUCAAUUGUCUAUGUUAAUUUUGGCAGCAUUGUGGUUUUGACACCCGAACAGCUGCUUGAGUUUGGUUGGGGACUUGCAAAUACCAAGCUUCCCUUCUUCUGGGUCAUUAGGCCUGACUUGGUCAUUGGAAAGUCGGCAAUCUUGCCACCAGAGUUUGAAGCUGAAACCAAAGACAGAGGUUUAAUAGCAAGUUGGUGCCCCCAAGAACAAGUCCUAAACGAUCCAUCAGUUGGAGGGUUUCUAACACACAGUGGUUGGAAUUCAAGCAUCGAGAGUGUUACAGCUGGAGUGCCGAUGGUGUGUUGGCCAUUCUUUGCGGACCAGCAUACAAACAGUUACUACACUUGCAAUGAAUGGGGAAUUGGCAUGGAGAUCAAUAACAAAGUCAAGAGAGACAAUGUGGAGAAGAUUGUCAAGGAGUUAAUGGAGGGAGACAAGGGCAAGAAGAUGAAAAACAAAGUCUUGGAGUGGAAGAAACUAGCAGAAGAAGCCACUGCUCCACAUGGUUCUUCAUCAAAGAACUUGAAGGAUUUAGUGAAUCAAGUCCUAUUAAAAAAAGGCACUUAGUUCUGCUGCAUGUUGUUUUGUUUGUUUAAUCAACUGAAAAGGUGUAAUUGGCCUGUUCCUAUAUCUCAAUAACAGCUUUUGUAGCUUGAUUUCAA
Messenger RNA from Rosa chinensis, 1589 nucleotides. RefSeq names its product 7-deoxyloganetin glucosyltransferase. Gene Ontology annotation, molecular function: UDP-glycosyltransferase activity. The transcript is spliced from 2 exons. NCBI's taxonomy places the organism in Eukaryota, Viridiplantae, Streptophyta, Magnoliopsida, Rosales, Rosaceae. Bases 55 to 1494 code for a protein of 479 amino acids. The record is from RefSeq and is a predicted model, not a curated record.